Messenger RNA from Podarcis muralis (Common wall lizard), 3877 nucleotides. The record is from RefSeq and is a predicted model, not a curated record. Lineage: Eukaryota; Metazoa; Chordata; Lepidosauria; Squamata; Lacertidae.
AUGGAGAAGGUCUCGGAUGCUGCUGCAAAGAUGCUGAGAAGCAGUGCUGGCAAUGUUGCCAUUGCAGAUGCUUCAAUAAUCCCAGUUGGAGAUCCUAACAUUGCAGUGGGAAAAAUGUCGUCCCAGUCGAGCACGUAUGAAGAAAAGGGGAAGUCAAAGAAGGCCAUAGAUGGUUCACUGGCCAAUAGUUAUGCUAAUGGAGACUGCACCCUGACGAAGAAGGAUUUUGAGCCCUGGUGGAUGGUAGAUUUGAAUUCAGCAUUUCAGGUAUCUGCUGUGGUGAUCACAAACAGAGGAGACUGUUGUGAGUCAAGGAUAAAAGGAGCUGAGAUUCUCAUUGGAGAUUCACCACAGAAGGGAGGCACAAUGAAUCCCAGGUGCGCUACAAUCAACAGCAUGGGGCGUGGGGAAACCAUGUCCUUCACCUGUGCAGGGAUGCAGGGCCAGUAUGUGACCAUUACAAUCCCGGGGAGAUACGAGUUCCUCUCACUCUGUGAAGUGCAAGUUCUCGCACACCCAUGGCUCCAUUGCCAGAAGCUCAGACGUGUCAUUUCUUUUGCAGUUCAUGAUGGUGGACGGAGCCCUGUGAGAGACAGCGAAACUGAUUUAGGUCUGCAGGGCAGAGUUCUGAGUUUCCUUAAUGAAUCAAAGGAGAGUUUUGUUGUCAUAUCUCCACUGCAGCCUCUGAAUGUCAUGGAAUUCACACUCUGCAUGAGGGUCUCAGUAGAAGAUUUGAGCGAUCGUAAAAUCAUUCUCUUCUCCUACCGCUCUCAAAAGGAUGAACUGAGAAUCUUGCGUGAGGCAAAGGGCUGCUUUGGCUUACACAUGGGGGGUCAGAGUGUGAUGUUUGCCCUCCCCGAUCUCAGCACUUUGGGAAGUCAUAUGUGUGUCACCUGGGAAGCUGAGUUUGGCCUCACCGCCUUUUGGAUGAAUGGGAAAAGGAGCGUCCGAAAAGUGCACAACGUAGGGCAUAUUGUUCAGUCGGGGGGCACUGCAAUGCUUGGAUGGGAUCAGAGUGCACAAAAUACAUCCGAACAGCAGGAACGGCGUUUUGUGGGGGAAAUAACGGAUCUCUACAUGUGGGAUUAUGUACUGAAAUCUCAAGACAUUCAAGAUGUGUUCCAGGUCCACCAGUUUCCUAGAGGAAACAUCUUUGACUGGAAAAUGAUAUCGUACAAGAUUACGGGGAAUGUGCUGUUCCUUCCCUCCAUUGAGGAGGACACCAUGCUUUUAAGAAGAACCUCCAUAUCUGUGGCAUUUUAUCUCUGCCUGCUGCUUAUGACUCCUCUGCCAACGCUAACUUUCCAAGAAGGAUUCACUUGCCCAGAGAACUGGUUGAAGCGUGAAGGAAACUGUUAUGGCUACUUCGAGGAACCUGUGACCUUUGCCCAGGCUAGGGAGAAAUGCCAAAAGGAACAUCGUGCCGACCUAGUCUCCUUCCAUAGCAGGGAAGAAGUCUGUGCAAUUGCGGAAUUUGUUUCCGGCUUCGAGGACGACAAAGAUGUUUGGAUAGGUCUCCAUGAUCCUGAAAAGGUCAGCAGUGAUGAACGUGUGCAUGACCGCACAUCAAGCGGAUUGCGAGUAAAAUGGUUGCUAUCCUGCAACAAAGAGGACACAAUGGUUCCAAGAAGGACCGUGAAAUACUGCCUUUCGCUGCUGCUUUUGACCAUCCUGCCUUCCCGACCUGCGUUGGAGGUCUCCAAUGUGGCCCUCACAGGAGAAGCUUUACAAUCCAGCACCUACAACCCGCUAGGAGGAGCUAUGAAUGCCAUUGAUGGGUCUUUAGUAGGUGUAUUUACAGAGGGAUCCUGCACCCACACAGAUUAUGAAAGUAAUCCAUGGUGGACGGUAGACUUGCAGGCACAGUACCAAGUAGCCCAUGUAAGCAUCACCAAUCGGGAAGACUGCUGUGCUCACCGUAUUAAUGGGGCUGAAAUCCGAGUUGGGGACUCCACAGAGAGAGGAGGCACCACAAAUCCUAGAUGUGCUACAAUAAGUUCUUUGGAUCCUGGGGAAACACGCAGUUUUUACUGUGAAGCGUCAAAAGGGCAGUUUGUUACAAUUACCCUACCAAGGGGUGGAUACCUCACACUUUGUGAAGUCCAGGUGUUUGGUCAGAAGAUAGAUUCCAGUGCCGGCCAUGAGCCAGAGAACAAGCCACUCACACCAGGAGAACAAGUUAACACUUCUGUUCCCAAUGUGGCUCUUGAAGGGAAAGCAUUUCAGUCCAGUAUCUACAAUGCACUUGGAAACCCUGAGAAUGCCAUUGAUGGGUAUAAAAUUAGUGACUAUAUGCGUGGCCACUGCACACACACACAACUUGAAUUUAAUCCAUGGUGGACAGUGGAUUUGGGAGCAGAGUUUCGUGUGUCCAGGGUUAGCAUCACCAAUCGAGGAGACUGCUGUGUGAGGCGGAUAAAUGGGGCAGAAAUCCGAAUUGGAAGCUCACCAGUAAAAGGAGGAAUCACAAAUCCAUGGUGUGCAACAAUCAGGUCAUUGGCCCCAGGGGCAACAGCCAUUUUUGACUGUGGAGAAUUGCAAGGACGUUAUGUGACUAUCACCAUCCCAGGCAUUCGUAUCCUCUCACUGUGUGAAGUUGAAGUGUUUGGUGAAAAGCUACCUUCCUCGGGAGAUGAAAAAGAGAUCUCAUCUGGAACUACGCAAGAAGCAGAAGUUUCUUCACCAAUUGAACAAUGGGAAAAGCCAAGAGAACCCAAACAGCCAUGGGAAGAAGCAAAAGAGAAGUGGCAACCCUAUACAACGGUCUACAAUGCAGCUCUUGAAGGAAAGGCAUUCCAGUCCAGCAUCUUCAAUGAUCUGGGAUCUGCUGAGCAUGCCAAUGAUGGCUCUACGUCUGCUGACUAUUUGCGUGGACACUGCACUCACACCCAAGAAGAAGCUAAUCCAUGGUGGACAGUGGACCUUAGGGAAAGCUUUGAUGUGUCCAGUGUAGUGAUCACCAAUCGAGGGGACUGUUGUGCGGAAAGGAUAAAUGGCGCUGAAAUUCGAGUUGGGGACUCGGAUGAAGAAGGAGGCAUCAGAAAUCCCAGGUGUGCCACCAUCACUUCACUGAGUUUGGGAGAAACAAAAAAAUAUCACUGUGAAGGAAUGCUGGGACGGUAUGUGACUAUUACCAUUCCAGGCGAAGCCAAAUAUCUCACCCUCUGUGAAGUUCAAGUUUUUGGUCACAGGAGAGCUCCCCCAGUUCUCAAUGUGGCCCUCGAAGGUGAGGCAUCCCAGUCCAGUACCUACAACCAACUAGGAGUUGCAAAGAAUGCCAUUGAUGGGUCCACCUCCACUAACUAUAUGCGUAGAUCAUGCACUCACACGGAUAUAGAGCUGAAUCCAUGGUGGGCGGUGGACUUGAAGGGAGAAUUUGAUGUGUCUAGCAUAAGCAUCACCAAUCGAGAAGACUGUUGUGCAGACCGGCUGGAUGGGGCUGAAAUCCGCAUUGGCAACUCCUUUGAGAAUGGCGGUUCUGCAAAUCCCAGGUGUGCCACUAUCACCUCACUAGGUGCUGGAGAAACCCGCAAUUACAAUUGUGGAGGAUUCAAAGGGCAGUAUGUAACAUUGACCAUUCCAGGCACUCAGUAUCUCACCCUGUGUGAAGUCCAAGUGUUUGGUGUGAAGGUGGAUUCAUCUGGACAUCCAGACAUCCCAUCUGAAAAGGAAGAAGCAUAAUUGAGAAUUACAUUUCAUGGGACAGCAGAAAUUGUGAAACCAAGAGCCCCUACAUUUGUAGAAAGACACCACAAAUUAUCGUUAGUAAGUGCUAACAGGAAGGAACCCUGGUUGGCUGUCUAGAAGAACCUGCACCCAGAGGGAUGUCAACUCCUUCCAUGACUGCUAAACUCACCUGCUACUCAUCUAUAGGCUG